CAUGUCGACAGAAAAAAAGGCUUUGGGCAGGGCCGACAUCACCAAUGCCGACACUGAGGCGGGAGAGGUUCAUGUCAUCCCCCUCGAGAAAGCAGGAAUCGACCAGCAAGCAGCCAGUAAAGACAAAGCUCUCGGCUUGCUCGCAACCCACCAUGUCAAUUUCGACCCAAAUUCCACAGAGGCCAAGCGCGUGCUACGGAAAAUCGACAUGCGGAUAAUGCCCAUGGUGUUCGUGGUCUACAUGUUGCAACUGAUGGACAAGAACAGCUUAUCAUUUGCCGCCAUCAUGGGCAUCAAAACUGAUUGCCAUCUCACGGCCAAGCAGUAUUCGUGGCUGGGAUCGAUCGUUUAUUUUGGGUAUCUUGGGGGCGAAAUUCCUGCCACGUUCCUGAUGCAGCGAUUUUCUCUAUCGAAGUAUUUCUCGAUCAUGUGUAUGCUCUGGGGGAUCGUUGUAGCCAUGCAUGCCGUAUGCCAGGACUUCGCCAGUCUCGCAACUGUCCGAUUCCUCCUUGGAGCAAUUGAAGUCUGCACAGCUCCCGCUGUGAUUUACAUCACGGGGUCCUGGUACAUCAAGAGUGAGCAAAUCACAAGAGUUGCAAUCUGGUACACGACAUCCGGCUGGGCCAACGUCUUCGGCGGCCUCUUCGCCUUCGCCAUUAACCACGCCAAAAGCUUCAAGUGGCAAGGCUUGUUCGUCUUCUAUGGAUGCCUCACCUUUUGCAUGGGCGUCAUCCUGUUCUUCUUCCUCGCCGCUUCACCAACCCAGGCCAGCUGGCUCACGGAUGAGGAGAAGACUAUUGCUCUUGAGAGAGUCCGAGAGAACAAGACUGGCUCCGAGGUCUGGCGAUUCAACAAGUCGCAGUUAUUUGAAUGUUUCACGGACAUUCGGUUUUACAUGAUGUUUCUGCUGUUGGUCUCCACUGGUCUUCCAAAUGGUGGUUUGACUGCUUUUGGUCCUUCAAUUAUUGCCAGUUUUGGUUUCAAUACAGACCAGUCCACACUUCUAAACAUGGGAUCCGGUGCAUGCACAGUAGUCGGUACGAUCAUGGCUCUGUACCUGGCAAAAUUCACUGGUCGAACGAUCGCAGGAUGCUACACGCUCUGCCUGUCCUGUAUCGGUGUUAUAAUGAUGUUUGUUAUCCCGGCUGAGCACUACGGAGCUCGAUAUGGAGGAUAUAUCCUGACCCAACAAUUCGGCGUUUGCGUGCUGUUCAUUAUCACGUUUUUGACAGCAGGCGUUGGAGGCUCCACCAAGAAAUUCGCUUUCGGAUGUGCAUACCAACUUGGCUAUGCAGUUGGAAAUAUCAUUGGUCCUCAGACAUAUGUUGCUAAGGAUGCUCCAAAUUACUACCCUGCCAAGUACACUAUGCUUGCCUUCUUACUUUUCACGAUCUUUCUUUUGACUUCAUAUGGCCUUAUUCAUAAGAUGUGGAAUAAUAAGAGAGACAAGCAGGAUGUUCUUGAUGCUCAAAAUGGCAUUGUUCAUGAGCACAUUGAGAAUGAGGAGUUCGCCGACUUGACGGACUUCAAGUUGAGGUCUUUCAGGUAUCCAUUGUAGGGUAUUUGGGUGAUAUAAUGGAAUAAAUAGUGCUGGCACACAUUUGUCCUACAGAUUUAAAAAUAGUGGAAAGGUGUUGAUUUGAUGGAGCCAUAGAAACAUAUUAAUUUCUUUCUCCACGA
Hyaloscypha bicolor E is the source of this 1680-nucleotide messenger RNA. RefSeq names its product MFS general substrate transporter. The annotation marks the transcript as partial. Gene Ontology annotation, cellular component: membrane. Gene Ontology annotation, biological process: transmembrane transport. The transcript has 5 exons. Gene Ontology annotation, molecular function: transmembrane transporter activity. The record is from RefSeq and is a predicted model, not a curated record. Lineage: Eukaryota; Fungi; Ascomycota; Leotiomycetes; Helotiales; Hyaloscyphaceae.